UGUUGGAACCUUAUUUAAAUAAGUGUAUAGAAUCUUUGUAUAAUAUACUAUGUGACUCGAUAAUUCAAGAUAGUGAUCAGCAUAGUGUACGCUUAAUGAAAGAAUGGUUACUAAUACGAAUUUAUUUAUCAAAUCAAAAUCUAUUGUCUAAUUUAUGGAUCUUUUUUGACAAGAUUUGUAACGAACGUCCAAGCAGUAUAAAUUCUAUAAUUGGUAUUAUCUGGCAUGUUUCCCAACAAUUGUCCAAAGAAGCACUUAUCGAAUUCAUUAAAAUAGCAUUACCAAAGUUAGGAAUUUGUUGUAUGAAACAGCAGUUUGGAGUGCGUUUAUUUGGUCAAAUAUUUUUUAUUAAGCUAUAUAAAUUAUUAGGCGAAGAUUCUGACAUCUGUAUAGAAUAUUUAAGUUUAUAUAAAGCCAUCUCGGAAAGUUUACAGUGUGUUAACUAUCAAAAAAAUUCUAUUCAAGUUGAUGAAAAUUUUUUUUACACAAUUUUUAAUCCAAUACAGCACUAUACUUUAGAGACAAUAUAUCAUCAUUUACCCCGAUUGUCUAAUGUCAGUAUUGAAGAAUGGAUAUCAAAAGAAAAUUUUAAAGAUCAAAUUUUUCUAAAUAUGGCUGUUAAUAUAAAAAUGAGUAAUGAUGAUAAUAGAUUAGAUCAAGCAAUAAUUCCUUAUUCAUUCCAAAAGUCUAGUGAAAAUACUAAACCAGAAGAGAUUGAGUGUUCUCAAAUCACAACUGAUAUUCAAAAAAAAAUUAUACCUUGGAAAAUAACAUUACCUAAUGAUAAAGAACUUACGCACAUGGAUAAUUUCUCGGAUUUAAAGAAUAAAAUAAAGAAUAAGCAAAAAAUGAUAAUUGUUGCUUCUCUUGUUGAUAAAUCACAAAAUUUAGGUGGAAUUGCAAGGACGUGUGAAAUAUUUGGAGCAAAGGAGCUUGUUAUUUCUAAUUUGAAGCAAAUUGAGGAUAAAGCAUUUCAAACAUUAAGUGUAUCAUCUGAUAAAUGGCUAAAAAUAAUCGAGGUGAAAUCAUUUUUACUUGACAAAUACUUAAUGGAAAUGAAAGAUUGUGAUUGGACUUUAAUUGGAGCAGAGCAAACAAUUAAUAGUGUGAAUUUAAUUAAUUUCAAAUUUCCAAACCAAACGGUCCUUGUUUUAGGAAAUGAAAAAAAUGGAAUUCCUGCAAAUAUUUUACCAUUACUAGAUGUGUGUAUUCAAAUACCACAAUUUGGUAUAACACGAUCGCUAAAUGUUCAUGUCACGAGUGCAAUUUGUUUUUGGGAAUAUAUUAAACAGCAUCAAAUACAGUAUUGAAAAUUUCAAAAGCUACAUUGAAAUAAAAUUAAAUGUUUAUUAUUUCAGUAAAAUUCAUAAUAAAAUGUUUAUAUUUU
Molecule: messenger RNA, 1387 nt
Organism: Ceratosolen solmsi marchali
Lineage: Eukaryota; Metazoa; Arthropoda; Insecta; Hymenoptera; Agaonidae
Product: probable methyltransferase TARBP1
Exons: 8
Coding region: 96-1310 (404 amino acids)
Biological process (GO): tRNA methylation
Molecular function (GO): RNA binding; tRNA (guanine) methyltransferase activity
Source: RefSeq, a predicted model, not a curated record